This is a messenger RNA of Orcinus orca (killer whale), 2214 nucleotides long. RefSeq names its product heterogeneous nuclear ribonucleoprotein M-like. The record is from RefSeq and is a predicted model, not a curated record. Gene Ontology annotation, cellular component: cytoplasm; post-mRNA release spliceosomal complex; nucleus. Gene Ontology annotation, biological process: alternative mRNA splicing, via spliceosome; regulation of mRNA stability involved in response to oxidative stress. Gene Ontology annotation, molecular function: mRNA binding. The transcript has 2 exons. Lineage: Eukaryota; Metazoa; Chordata; Mammalia; Artiodactyla; Delphinidae. Bases 12 to 2033 code for a protein of 673 amino acids.
ACGCGGAGAAAAUGGCGGCAGGGGUCGAAGCGGCAGCCGAGGUGGCGGCGACGGAGCCCAAAAUGGAGGAGGAGAGCGGCGCGCCAGGCGUGCCGAGUGGCAACGGAGCUCCGGGCCCGAAAGGUGAAGGAGAACGACCAGCUCAGAAUGAGAAGAGGAAGGAGAAAAACAUAAAAAGAGGAGGCAAUCGCUUUGAGCCGUAUGCCAAUCCAACUAAAAGAUACAGAGCCUUCAUUACAAACAUACCUUUUGAUGUGAAAUGGCAGUCACUUAAAGACCUGGUUAAAGAAAAAGUUGGUGAGGUAACAUACGUGGAGCUCUUAAUGGACGCUGAAGGAAAGUCAAGGGGAUGUGCCGUUGUUGAAUUCAAGAUGGAAGAGAGCAUGAAAAAAGCUGCUGAAGUUCUAAACAAGCAUAGUCUGAGUGGAAGACCACUGAAAGUCAAAGAAGAUCCUGAUGGUGAACAUGCCAGGAGAGCAAUGCAAAAGGCUGGAAGACUUGGAAGCACAGUAUUUGUAGCAAAUCUGGAUUAUAAAGUUGGCUGGAAGAAACUGAAGGAAGUUUUUAGUAUGGCUGGUGUGGUGGUCCGAGCAGACAUUCUUGAGGAUAAAGAUGGAAAAAGUCGUGGAAUAGGCACUGUUACUUUUGAACAGUCCAUUGAAGCUGUGCAAGCUAUAUCUAUGUUUAAUGGCCAACUGCUAUUUGACAGACCAAUGCACGUGAAAAUGGAUGAGAGGGCCUUACCAAAGGGAGAUUUUUUCCCUCCUGAGCGUCCACAACAACUUCCCCAUGGACUUGGUGGUAUUGGCAUGGGGUUAGGACCAGGAGGGCAGCCUAUUGACGCCAAUCAUUUGAAUAAAGGCAUUGGAAUGGGCAACAUAGGACCCGCAGGAAUGGGAAUGGAAGGCAUAGGAUUUGGAAUAAAUAAAAUGGGAGGCAUGGAGGGACCCUUUGGUGGUGGUAUGGAAAACAUGGGUCGAUUUGGAUCUGGGAUGAACAUGGGCAGAAUAAACGGUGGAGGUGGAGGCAGUGUCCCUGGAAUUGAGAGGAUGGGCCCCGGCAUUGACCGCAUUGGGGGUGCCGGCAUGGAGCGCAUGGGUGCAGGCCUGGGCCACGGCAUGGAUCGUGUGGGCUCUGAGAUUGAGCGCAUGGGCCUGGUCAUGGACCGCAUGGGCUCAGUCGAGCGCAUGGGCUCCGGCAUCGAGCGCAUGGGCCCACUGGGCCUCGACCACAUGGCCUCCAGCAUCGAGCGCAUGGGCCAGACCAUGGAGCGCAUCGGCUCUGGUGUGGAGCGCAUGGGUGCCGGCAUGGGCUUUGGCCUGGAGCGUAUGGCCGCACCCAUUGACCGUGUGGGCCAGACCAUCGAGCGCAUGGGCUCUGGCGUGGAGCGAAUGGGCCCUGCCAUCGAGCGCAUGGGCCUGAGCAUGGAGCGCAUGGUGCCCGCAGGCAUGGGGGCAGGCCUGGAGCGCAUGGGCCCUGUGAUGGAUCGCAUGGCCACCGGCCUGGAGCGCAUGGGCGCCAACAACCUGGAGCGCAUGGGCCUGGAGCGUAUGGGCGCCAACAGUCUCAAGCGCAUGGGCCUGGAGCGCAUGGGCGCCAACAGCCUGGAACGCAUGGGUCCCGCCAUGGGCCCGGCCCUGGGCGCUGGCAUUGAGCGCAUGGGCCUGGCCAUGGGUGGUGGUGGCGGUGCCAGCUUUGACCGUGCCAUCGAGAUGGAGCGUGGCAACUUUGGAGGAAGCUUCGCAGGUUCCUUUGGUGGAGCCGGAGGCCAUGCUCCUGGGGUGGCCAGGAAGGCCUGCCAGAUAUUUGUGAGAAAUCUCCCAUUUGAUUUUACAUGGAAGAUGCUAAAAGACAAGUUCAACGAAUGUGGCCACGUGCUGUAUGCCGACAUCAAGAUGGAGAAUGGGAAGUCCAAGGGGUGCGGUGUGGUUAAGUUUGAGUCGCCAGAGGUGGCUGAGAGAGCCUGCCGGAUGAUGAAUGGGAUGAAGCUGAGUGGCCGAGAGAUUGAUGUUCGAAUCGAUAGAAAUGCUUAAGCAGUUGCCUUUUUUAAACAUCGAUACCAGACCUCUGAAUUUGUAUUUUUUCUUGUUAACCAUUUUAAUUUGUUGGCUGGAUGUAUAAAGAUGUUUAAAAAAUUCAGUUGCUUUUUGGGGUAAUUUGAAUUACUUUUUUAAUGACUGGGAUUCCAUUUGACUGUUUGCAUUGAGAUUGCAA